AUGAAGACUCUCUUCAAGAAUGCCACUAUUAUACCGGGAGUCAAUCCUCCCCCCGCAGAUUCUCCCACUUGUAUGGUCAUCGAGGAUGACCGCAUUGUUUACGUCGGUACCGAGACCGAUCUUCCCACUGACCCGGUGGAUCAUGAGGUCGAUUUGAAUGGCAAGAAAGUCCUACCUGGAUUCAUCGACGGGUGGCCGGCCUCCCGGACCCGGAGGGGGGGCACCAUCUCCCGCGACGCGACGACGGGCCUACCGAGCGGCCUGCUGGGCGAAGCGGCGGCGGUGACCUACGUGUGGCCGCACGUGGCGCGCGUGUCGACGCCCGAGGAGAAGCUGGCCUACAUCCGCCACGCGGUGCGGGCCUACAACGCGGCGGGCUACACGGGGAUGAUCGAGAUGGCGACGGACGAGAACCUGUGGACGACGAUGCAGCAGCUGCGCGCGCGCGAGCCCGUCUCCAUCCGCCUGGCGGCGCAUUGGAUCAUCACCCCGUCGCAGGACGAGACCGUCGUGCUGCGCCAGGUCGACCGCGCCAUCGCCCUGCACCGCGAGUACAACCGCACCACGUCGCCGGACUUCCGCAUCGCGGGCAUCAAGAUCAUCUGCGACGGCAUCGUCGACGCCUGCACCGCCGCCCUCCUCGAGCCCUACGCCAGCACCGGCACCACCUGCGGCCCGCUCUGGGAUCCCACGUUGCUGCGGACGGUCGUCGCCAAGGCCGACGCCGCCGGCCUCCAGUGCGCCCUGCACGCCAUCGGCGACCAAACCGUCCGGCUGGCCAUCGACACGUUGGAAGCCUGCACCGCCACCAGCAACAGCGGCAGCAAGCGCCACCGGAUCGAGCACCUCGAACUCACCCACCCAACCGACAGCGCGCGCCUCGCCCAACUCGGCAUAACCGCCUCCAUCCAGCCCGUGCACGCCGACCCGGCCAUCCUGCGCGCCUGGCCCCAGCUCCUCGGCGAGGCCCGCUGCCGCCGCGCCUUCGCCUACGCCGAGUUCCUCCGCCACGGCGCCCCCCUCGCCAUCGGCACCGACUCCCCCACCGCCCCGCACGGCGCCCUCCGCAACCUCUACACGGCCACCACGCGCCGCUCCGCCCGCGACCCCGCCCUGGAUGACGUCUUCAACCCGGCCUUCGCGCUGACGCUGCUCGAGGCCGUCGUGGCUGCCACCGCGGGCUCGGCGUACUCGUGUUUCGAUGAGGAUCGCACCGGCACGUUGGCUGCCGGCAAGCUCGCGGAUUUUGUGGUCUUGGAUAUGCCGCGGGGCUGGGAGGCGGGGGGGUUGUUGGAGGCGGAGGUGCUGGAGACUUGGUUUGCGGGGAGGAGGGUGUUUGAGAGGGGGGGUUAG
This is a messenger RNA of Aspergillus aculeatus ATCC 16872, 1353 nucleotides long. Its product is annotated as amidohydrolase. The record is from RefSeq and is a predicted model, not a curated record. Bases 1 to 1353 code for a protein of 450 amino acids. Gene Ontology annotation, molecular function: hydrolase activity, acting on carbon-nitrogen (but not peptide) bonds. NCBI's taxonomy places the organism in Eukaryota, Fungi, Ascomycota, Eurotiomycetes, Eurotiales, Aspergillaceae. The transcript is spliced from 2 exons.